AUGGCUAGGUCUCAAAAUUUGUUUACAUGCAUAAUAUUCAUGACUCCUUUUGUGAUAGCUAUGAGCAGAAGAAUCAGCAUUGACGAGAAAAUAAAUAGUAAUUGGAUUGAUGCACAUGCAACGUUCUAUGGUGACAUGACUGGUAGAGAAACCAUGCAGGGAGCUUGUGGGUAUGGUGAUCUUUUCGAACAAGGUUAUGGCCUUGCGACAACUGCCCUAAGCACUGCACUCUUCAACAGUGGAGGCACUUGUGGUGCAUGUUUUGAGAUCAUGUGUGUCAAUGAUCCACAAUGGUGCAUACCAAAUGCUGGCACAAUCACAGUCACAGCCACCAAUUUAUGCCCUCCUAGCAAUAACCCUAGUGCAAAUUGGUGCAACCCCCCACUUCAGCACUUUGACUUGUCCAUGCCCAUGUUCACAAAACUUGCACCAUAUAAAGCUGGAAUCAUCCCUGUUCAGUAUCGCCGAGUCCCAUGUAUUAAGAAAGGAGGAGUUAGGUUUCAGAUAACAGGAAAUCCAAAUUUUUUGCUUGUACUGUUGUACAAUGUUGGAGGCGCUGGUGAUAUUUCUGAUGUCAAAGUCAAGGGCUCUAAUACCAAUUGGAUUCAGAUGACACGCAAUUGGGGCCAAAAUUGGCAGACUGGCACACCUUUAGUAGGACAAAGCUUGUCAUUCCAAGCGACUACUAGUGAUGGGAAAAUGUUGGAGUUCGAUAAUGUUGCACCUCCUAAUUGGCAAUUUGGUCAAAGUUACCAGGCCAGGAUUAAUUUUUAG
This is a messenger RNA of Quercus robur (English oak), 774 nucleotides long. RefSeq names its product expansin-A23-like. The transcript is spliced from 2 exons. The record is from RefSeq and is a predicted model, not a curated record. Bases 1 to 774 code for a protein of 257 amino acids. Gene Ontology annotation, cellular component: extracellular region. Gene Ontology annotation, biological process: plant-type cell wall organization. Lineage: Eukaryota; Viridiplantae; Streptophyta; Magnoliopsida; Fagales; Fagaceae.